CUGACAGAGAAGCUGUUGUGGACCUGUGCUAGCUGGUAGUUUAGUAAAAUAACUUAAACAGUGUAGUAACUGUGAUAGUAAAGUAAUUUUAACAGUAUAGUAACUGUGGUUGUAAAGUAACUUUAACAGUAUAGUAACUGUGAGAGUAAAGUAACUUUAACAGUAUAGUAACAGUGGUAGUAAAGUAACGUUAACAGUAUAGUAACUGUGGUUGUAAAGUAACAUUAACAGUAUAGUAACAGUGGUAGUAAAGUAACGUUAACAGUAUAGUAACUGUGGUAGUAAAGUAACUUUAACAGUAUAGAAACAGUGAUAGUAAAGUAACUACCAGUAUAGUAACUGUCAUAGUAAAGUAACUUUAACAGUAUAGUAACUGUGAUAGUAAAAGAACUUUAACAAUAUAGUAACUAAGGAGUAAUUGUCCAGAAUGAAGAUACUCCAUAUUGUCUCAUGCUGUCUCCUCUCAGCUCUGUGUGUUGUGGAGUCAGAUGUCACUAAUGUGGAGGAGGUGGUGGGAGGACAAGUCACUGUGGGCUGCUCAUUCACAUUUGCAGGAAACAACAACAAAUACUUCUGCAAGGGGACAUGUUCUGGUGAAGACAUUCUGGUUGAAACAAAUGGGAGUAAGAAUGUAACUCAAGAAAGAUACAAUAUAGAAGACAGGGGAGGUUUAUUCUAUGUGACCAUCAAGAACCUGAGGAAGUCAGACUCAGGGACCUACUGGUGUGGAGUGGAGCGAACUAUAAAGGACACAUUCCAAGAGGUGCAUCUCACAGUUACAGAUGCUCCGCCUAUUCAGCCUGACAUCACUAGGACCAGUCCCCGCACCUCUGUCAUAGUCAGCAGGACAACGGUAGUCAUAACAACAGAGAAAGCGGUGAGCAGAAAAUCAUUAACAACAGCAACCCCAACUGAAGCAAUGACACCCGAUUCAGCCGCUGGUGUGCUGGUGUAUAUCGGGACAGGUCUGGGGAUGGUGGUGUGUGUGUUGGUCCUCGUUCUCCUCAUAUUCAUCAGACAAAGGAACAGAACAAAGAUAAAUGAAUCUGCUAACUCCAAAAGGACUGCCUUCCAACCCAUAUACUCCACACCAACCAAUCAGAACAUAGAUACAGCCUGUGACAUCACCACAUCAACCAUUUCUUGUCCAGAUGACAUCUACUCCAACAUUGGUCCGUCUGCAGAGGUUCCAGACACUGUGAGCUAUGCUACUGUCAACUUCCACAGAGAUCCAGCCUGUCUCCACUAUUCUACUGUCAACUUCCCCAGAGAUCCAGCCUGUCUCCACUAUGAUACUGUCAACUUCACCAGAGAUCCAGCCUGACUCCACUAUGCUACUGUCAACUUCCAGAGUUCCAUCCUGUCUCCACUAUGCUACUGUCAACUUCCCCAGAGAUCCAGCCUGUCUCCACUAUGCUACUGUCAACUUCACCAGAGAUCCAGCCUGACUCCACUAUGCUACUGUCAACUUCCCCAGAGAUCCAGCCUGUCUCCACUAUGCUACUGUCAACUUCACCAGAGAUCCAGCCUGACUCCACUAUGCUACCGUCAACUUCCCCAGAGAUCCAGCCUGACUCCACUAUGCUACUGUCAACUUCCCCAGAGAUCCAGCCUGACUCCACUAUGCUACUGUCACAUUCCCAGAGAUCCAGCCUGUCUCCACUAUGAUACUGUCAACUUCCCCAGAGAUCCAUCCUGUCUCCACUAUACUACUGUCAACUUCCCCAGAGAUACAGCCUGUCUCCACAAUGCUACUGUCAACGUCCCCAGAGAAACAGCCUGUCUCCACAAUGCUACUGUCAACUUCCCCAGAGAUCCAGCCUGUCUCCACUAUGCUACUGUCAACUUCCCCAGAGAUCCAGCCUGUCUCCACUAUUCUACUGUCAACUUCCCCAGAGAUCCAGCCUAUCUUCACUAUGCUACUGUCAACUUCCCCAGAGAUCCAGCAUGAAUUCAUGUUUUCAUGUCAUUUAUUCAUUCAUUUGUGUUUUUAAUUAAUUCAUUUAUUUGAUCAAUCAUUUGUUAAUUAGUUCAUUCAUUCUUUUAUUGUUUUGUUUCUUCGUUAAUUCAUGUUUUUAUUCUUAUUUUUGUAUAAUUAUUUUGAUAAUUCGUUCUUCAGUUUGUUCAUUCGUUCUUUAGUUUGUUUGUCGGUCCGUCGGUACGUCCGUUCAUUCAUUCAUUCUCUCAUUGUUUCUACUGUGAAUGUAAAAUGUCUUGAACAAAAAGAGACAGUUUGUAGCUUUUAGAAACCUUUGAUUAUUCAGUGUUUCUUACUCCACUUGAUGGGAAAUUAGCCUAUUUGUAUUUAUCAAUAAAGCACCAAUAUAUUUC
This is a messenger RNA of Salmo salar (Atlantic salmon), 2331 nucleotides long. RefSeq lists its product as uncharacterized. Gene Ontology annotation, cellular component: plasma membrane. Gene Ontology annotation, molecular function: transmembrane signaling receptor activity. The record is from RefSeq and is a predicted model, not a curated record. Lineage: Eukaryota; Metazoa; Chordata; Actinopteri; Salmoniformes; Salmonidae.